Molecule: messenger RNA, 630 nt
Organism: Bolinopsis microptera
Lineage: Eukaryota; Metazoa; Ctenophora; Tentaculata; Lobata; Bolinopsidae
Product: multifunctional protein pyr1-3-like
Exons: 5
Coding region: 1-630 (209 amino acids)
Biological process (GO): amino acid metabolic process
Molecular function (GO): carboxyl- or carbamoyltransferase activity; amino acid binding
Source: RefSeq, a predicted model, not a curated record
AUGGGGCGACCUCAAGGCCAGGCUACUUGGAAGUCGGGGCUGUACUACUCAGUUCAGAGCAGUCUGAGUAUUAAACUGGACGAUGUUGAGUGCGCUUCAUCAGACUGGGACCAGUGCACCUUCAAGAAUAAAGAACACAACUGUGGACACAGCAGACAGAGACACUACUCUCUAACAGACGCUAGUGGGUGUCUGAGACAGAUCUCAAUGACUGAGACACUGAAUGAGACAGAUGUGUCGCGACUUAUACCUGUCGUGAGACACAACCUCAACAACAAACACAUCUUAACUGUGAAGCAGUUCGAUAGGAACACUCUGCACCAGAUCUUCACAGUGGCUCACCAGUUUAAGAGGAAAUUACAAACAGAGAUACACACACUAGCUACAGGGUGUGUUCUGGGGACUAUGUUCUUUGAGCCUAGUACUCGCACCCAUCUCUCCUUUACUAGCGCCAUGCAGCGCUUAGGUGGUACAGUGAUAACUCUUAGUCCAAGUGAGAGUAGUUUGCUGAAAGGAGAAAGUGUAGAGGACACAGUUAGAAAUAUUCAAGGUUAUUGUGAUAUAAUGGUAAUGAGACAUCCUCCCCCUGGACAAGUCACUACUGCUGCUAGGCACCUACAUAAACCCUGA